Messenger RNA from Parasteatoda tepidariorum (common house spider), 2860 nucleotides. Its product is annotated as ATP-binding cassette sub-family G member 5. Gene Ontology annotation, molecular function: ABC-type transporter activity; ATP hydrolysis activity; ATP binding. Gene Ontology annotation, biological process: transmembrane transport. The record is from RefSeq and is a predicted model, not a curated record. Gene Ontology annotation, cellular component: ATP-binding cassette (ABC) transporter complex; plasma membrane. NCBI's taxonomy places the organism in Eukaryota, Metazoa, Arthropoda, Arachnida, Araneae, Theridiidae.
UUUGAAACAGGAACCAAAAAACCGGUUUGAUCGAAGCAUUCCAUGGCAGUAAACACAAACUUCACCUCCUCCUCUCCUCUUUGCAUCUAAUUUUUAUGAAGGACAGGUUUCCAAUCAUUUUUACUAACAAGUCAGCUUAACCAAUCACAGCGAAGAAUCAUUCCGGCCUCUACAGGUACUUUUUUUCAAUGUGGAUUCUAUGUUGACGUGUGGAGAUACCAAAAUCGGAGUGUUCGUCAAUUUACUGGUUCUGUUAUUAAUCUUGUCAUAGCUAUUUGUUAGUACUAUGUAAAUCGAUUACAAUUUUGUAAUUAAUGUAAAACGUUUGUAUUGAGGUGAGGGCAAUGAAAUAUGAUUUUUUAUGUUUACCACACCUGAAGAUUUAGAGUUUAGAUGACUGCUUCCGAAGUUCUGUGAGAAAUUUUGAGCAGGUAACAAAAAGGAAUCGAUAAAAAAUGAAAGAAUUGAAGCCCCUGCCGGAUCAUUUGGGUCCUACAACAAUAACUGCUGAUCAUGUCUUGGAGCUGAACAGCGUCUUUCACACUGGUCAAGUAGAACCGGGUUCUUGUUUCCAAAAACUUUCUGGCUCUGUUCCUACUGGCACUGUUCUGAAAGAUGUGUCUAUGGAAGUUCAUGCUGGAGAAGUCAUGGCUGUUCUUGGCUCAAAAGGCAGUGGAAAACGAGCUCUGCUUGAAGUAAUCGGACGCAGAGCCAUGGGACUUACCAGGGGGCAAAUAAUGUUGAAUGAAAUAUCCCUAAAUCUGCAAUUAUUUCAAGAACAAUGCGGAUUUGUGCCCAAGCAAGUGACACUUCUACCUGGGAUGACAGUCCGACAGACCCUUAUGUAUGCUGCUCAACUUACCAUAGGAACCAAAGUGUCGAAAUCUAUGAAGAGAAGCAGGGUGAAGCAAGUAAUGGCUGAUUUGGCACUGAAUCAGGUUUCCAAUCGUGAAGUCAGCUGUCUUAAACCUAGUGAAUAUCGUAGGUUAGCCAUUGGAAUAGAAUUGGUUAAAGAUCCAGUUAUGAUUCUUUUAGAUGAUCCGACGUACGAUCUAGAUCCCUUGAACACAUAUUUCGUCAUCUCUAUUUUAUCAAACCAUGCCAAAAAAUAUAAUCGCAUCGUCAUUUUGAGUAUGGAAAAGCCAAGAUCUGAUAUAUUUCCCUUCCUUGAUAGAGUGACGUAUUUAAGUUUAGGAGAAGUAGUAUAUACAGGUAGCACUAGGAUGCUUUUGGAUUAUUUCGGUAGCAUUGGUUUCCCAUGUCCAGAACUAGAAAAUCCCCUAAUGUAUUAUUUGUGUUUAUCAACCGUAGACAGAAGGACAAGGGAGCGUUUUAUAGAAUCUAGUACUCAAAUAUCAGCUUUGGUUGAAAAAUUUAAAAUGGAAGGUGGACAUUACCGAAAAUUUUAUGCACCACAAAAUGAUGCACUGGAAUCAAAAGAUGCUCGAUAUAAACUUCCCCUUACAGCUUAUGGUCAACCAUCUAGUUGGCAAGUGUUCUGCAACUUAGUAUGUCGGAGGUUCCGUAUUUUAUUUAACUGCAAUUCAAGAGCUUUGAGAGAAGUGUUUUUGAGGAUUCUCCUGAUUCCACUCUUUUUUACACUCCUUCUCCUUUUCUACUUUCAAAUCAGCGACUUUCAGCACAGCUUCCUCACUCGAAACGGUCUCAUUCUUAAUUCUCUGGUGGGAGUAUCAUUUCUAUCUGCCGCUAUCACAGCUAUAACACAUGCCCCUCAUCGCAAUCGCUACUAUCAAGAGAGCAGAGAAGGAAUCUACAAAGGUCCACUUUUUGUUCUGUCCAGUAUAUUUUACAGUUUACCUCUCAGCAUAAUUACUGUAACUGCUGGAGCAACCAUAAUUUAUGCAGGUGGAAAUUUGAGAGAAGAAUGGGAGAGAUGGAUAACUUUUUGUGCCGUUCUUUGGACUGUCUAUAUUUUCGCUGAGCAACAAACUGUAUCUUUGAUGAUAAUAAUUAAGUCUUCAUACACAUCAUUCAUCACAAGCAUUUAUAUACUUAUUAUUUAUAUCACAUUUGCAAGUGGAACUGUUAGGAGUCUAACUGCACUUCCAGAGUGGUUUUACUACCUGACUUAUGGUGUCCUUUACCGUUAUGCAGGAGCGUUUUUGCAAGAAAACGAGUUCUCUUUCAACCCGAGGUUGGAUCGCGCGAACUAUUUAAAUGGAACCGAAGCAUUGCCGUGCAACAGCAACAUUCCCGGUAGCUGUAUUUACAUUGAUGGAAACCAUUACUUACUUCAAAAAUAUCCAGCAAGUGGUAGAAUUGAAGAUUCAGACUUGCAGUACUGGAUGAACUUUGGUCUGUGCUUCGUUUUUGUGGGUGGUAUGUGGGUUUUAAACACAAUACUUCAUCUAGUGCCUCUGCCAGCUUUUAUUAAAACCAAAUUCAGAAAUUAAUUGUCCUAACUUUUCACUCCAGCAGCUUGCUCAUAGAAAUAUUCUGUGUCAAAGAACAACUUGGCACAAAACAAUGUGAAACUACUUGUGCAAAUCAGUAAUGUGAACUGUUGAUCUCUGAUUCCAAGACAAUUACCAUACUGAAGUUUGAGGUACUAAGGAAUCGAGAUUAAAGCAAAAGUGAAUCAAGUUUUCUAUUUAAAAUUAACGUCUACACUUUAUUUAAAUUUUCGUUGAAUGAGAUUUUAAUUUUGUGUAUACUUUUUAAUAUGCAUAAUGUAAGGAGAAUAUUUUAUUUACCAGUAUGUAGAUAUUUUUGAUCCGUAUACAAGAUACUGUUCACAAAAAUGACUUAAUUGUAAACAUUUUAGAAAAUGAAUGUGUUUUGAUAAGAUUUUACAAUAAAAUUGUGUUUUUCUAAUAUUAAUAAAUACAUUUUUAACUAA